CAUGCUCACAGAGGCGUUAGGCCUUUUAGAAACAUUUCCACCAUGUCUGACAUUCAAGAAGCUACCAACCAACUCCUGGAUAUGAACCUUCAUGAGGAGAGCGAGAAGCCUGUGCCUGCAAUGGAAGGUGGCAUCAGAAGUGAGUCUGAGCAUCUCCAGGUCACUAUUGGAGCCACUGUACCCACUGGCUUUGAGCCAACUGCUGCAGAUGAAGUGAGAGAGAAAUUGAAGUCACCAUGCAGAAUCAGCAAAGACCAGGGCAAAAUAUAUUUUGACAUUGCAGUGGAAAGUCUGGCUCAGGUUCAUUGUCUGAGAUCCGUUGAUAACUUGUUUGUGGUUGUUCAGGAAUUUAAAGAUUACCAGUUCAAAAAUACAAAGGAAGAAGUUCUAAAGGACUUUGAAGAAUUGGCUGGAAAGCUCCCAUGGUCUGACCCUUUAAAAGUCUGGCAAAUUAACACCAGUUACAAGAAGAAGAAAUUAAAGCGCAGAAAGGCAAGUCAGAGUGCAGGUCAAGAGAAGACCAAUUGUGGACAAGGUGACAAAGCAGAAGAGACAGGUGGUAAGAAGCUUUCCAGAAGCACUUCUGAAUCCCAUAUCUUGGACUAUUAUGAAAAUCCAGCCAUCAAAGAAGAAAUAUCAACCUUGGUGGGAGAUGUCUUGGCCUCUUGCAAAGAUGAGAUUGGUGAAUGCUUAAGAGAAGAAACUGAGCCUCAAGUACAAAAGUUUAGAGUCACCUGCAACAGAGCAGGAGAGAAACAUUUCUUUACCUCAAAUGAGGCUGCAAGGGAUUUGGGGGGUUCUGUUCAAGAGUAUUGUAAGUGGAAAACUGAUAUGACCAACUUCGAUGUAGAGGUUCUCCUGAACAUCCAUGAUAAUGAAGUCAUUGUUGGCAUUGCAUUGACAGAGGAGAGUCUCCAUCGCAGAAAUAUUACACAUUUUGGACCAACAACUCUUAGGUCAACUCUUGCCUAUGGGAUGCUCAGGUUCUUUGAACCUAAACCUACUGAUGUAAUAGUGGAUCCAAUGUGUGGAACAGGGGCAAUACCAAUAGAGGGUGCUACUGAGUGGUCUCACUGUUAACAUGUUGCUGGGGACAACAACCCACUGGCAGUGAACAGAGCAGCAAAUAAUAUCUCAUCUCUAUUGACUAAGAGACAGAUUAAAGACGGAAAAACAUCCUGGGGUUUGCCCAUUGAUGCUGUGCAAUGGGAUAUAUGCAACCUCCCACUGAGAACUGCUUCUGUGGAUAUUAUUGUAACAGAUAUGCCAUUUGGAAAAAGGAUGGGCUCCAAGAAGAGAAAUUGGAAUCUAUAUCCAGCUUGCCUUCGGGAAAUGAGCCGUGUCUGUAGACCAGGGACAGGCAGAGCUGUACUGCUUACUCAGGACAAGAAAUGUUUUACCAAGGCAUUAUCUGGAAUGGGACAUUUGUGGCGAAAGGUCCGUAUGGUCUGGGUGAAUAUCGGGGGCCUUCAUGCUGCAGUUUAUCUUCUAAAACGCACACCUCAAGUCUUUAUUCAUCCUUCAGAACAAGAUGGAGAAAGACACCCUCCUUGGUAAAAGGAAAAAAUGAAGAGGACUGUAGUAUUUAAAGUUCCUAAUGCUGGACAUGCAGCAUAAAGGACUUCCUUUGAAAAAAAAAUAACAGAAAA
This is a messenger RNA of Arvicola amphibius (Eurasian water vole), 1649 nucleotides long. RefSeq names its product THUMP domain-containing protein 3-like. Gene Ontology annotation, biological process: tRNA methylation. Gene Ontology annotation, molecular function: tRNA (guanine) methyltransferase activity; RNA binding. The record is from RefSeq and is a predicted model, not a curated record. Lineage: Eukaryota; Metazoa; Chordata; Mammalia; Rodentia; Cricetidae.